Messenger RNA from Pyrus x bretschneideri (Chinese white pear), 1410 nucleotides. RefSeq lists its product as uncharacterized. The record is from RefSeq and is a predicted model, not a curated record. NCBI's taxonomy places the organism in Eukaryota, Viridiplantae, Streptophyta, Magnoliopsida, Rosales, Rosaceae. Bases 297 to 824 code for a protein of 175 amino acids. The transcript is spliced from 5 exons.
UGUCGUGGUUGAUCAUUGGUCAUCGGAGCGUGACCAAUGGGCCUCCUGCAUUAUCAGGAUCUACUGCUUCAUGCGUGAGUUCUCCAUUGAUUGGGGAGCCUACACGCCUUACUGAGGCUACUCUUACGAUGUCCCAGGCGCCCGUCUCAUCGACGCCAUUAAUGUCGGUUCAACCACUCAGUGCACGGCGGCCUCACCAGCCGCAAGCCGAAGCCUUCUGAUCACACUUCCUCAUCAUCCUAAUUAAGGGUGAGGCCUCCCAGCCAGCUAAAAAAAACACCAAAGGGCGUAGUCAAAUGCUGAAGCAGGCACAGAGAGUACGUCAGGCCGCCUCCAAGAUCAAGAAUGCGUAUGACCCGCGACAUUGUGGAGCGGCUACCUCACAGCAACAUAGCAUCAUCAUUAGUAGUUAUGGUGUUGUUAUUCGACAAAAUUGUCCUAUGAAGUGGGAGUCUUGGGCAGAAAUUCCCGAGGAGACGAAGAAACUGGUGCAAGACAAGUUGUCGGUCAUUGAUGAUCUUCAGGACAUAUCCCCCGAGGCCAUGGCCUACAUAGAAGAGACCUUAGCAACCCCGUACAAACAUUGGAAGAACAAUCUUCACACACAUUUUAAGCUAUGGGAUAAUUUGGAGAUUGCUCGUCUACAUGGUUGCCCAAUUGAGUUGCAGGACCGGCCAGAAGAAUGGGAGUGGCUCUGCAAACAUUUUACGAACCCAAAUUUUGUGAAGAAAUCUGUUGCUGGCAAGAAAGCUCGAGAGUCAAAGACACAUCUCCACCAUUCCGGUUCGAAGCCCUUUUCGUAUAGGCUUGAGGCACGAAGUUAGGUAAAAGUAUAUUAAUUUUGAAAAUUUAUAAUUUAUUUAUUAUUAUUGAUUAAUAAAAUUUUCUUAAUACUUUUUUCUUCAUGAGGGUUCUAAGUUCCCAAAGAUUGACCCGUUCAAGGACGUUUACGUUCGACCUGGUGAUGAGACAACUAAGCAGCUUCAUAUGCUAUGGUGGAAAAGCGCACUGCUGUUCUCCAAGAAGCAACAUCGCAACUUCCCGCGGAGACCUCGAUCGAGGAUGUCACGGUACCCGAGGAUGCAGGUUUUCAGAUCCUGACUGAUUUCCUGGAUCAGAACUUCGGUCGUCGUCAUGGCAAGGUUGUUCGGUGUAUGGGGAAAGUGCUGAUUCGUGAGAUGAGUGCCUCUUCUUCUAGAUCGAACACAUCAGAGGUCAAUGCAUUAAAGGAGGAAGUGACAACCCUAAAGGGUUAGCUUGCGGUCCAAGAUGAGGAGAUAAGGACCUAUGCCGUGCAGAUGAGAGACCUUGUACGAGCCAUACAGAUGUCCAGCCUCCAAAUCUCACUACCAGCACCUAAUCUUGCUCCACCUUUGAUGUCUGAGCCACUUCGUCUUGCCGAUACCCAGU